This is a messenger RNA of Perca flavescens (yellow perch), 3669 nucleotides long. Its product is annotated as NLR family CARD domain-containing protein 3-like. The transcript is spliced from 11 exons. The record is from RefSeq and is a predicted model, not a curated record. Gene Ontology annotation, molecular function: protein binding. NCBI's taxonomy places the organism in Eukaryota, Metazoa, Chordata, Actinopteri, Perciformes, Percidae. Bases 218 to 3439 code for a protein of 1073 amino acids.
CCACACACUCCUCUACUCAGCUGCAGUUUACUCAGCUGAUCAUCAUUAAUCUCAAUAUCUGUAAUUAAUUCUGCAAGUUCUAGUCUAUAUAUAAUAUCAUUAUUAAGAACGUAUUAUUAUAUAUAAAAUCAGCUCGUUUUGUGGUUCCUUCGGUUUCCAGUUUUAAUUAAACCAGCCUAACGGUGUUCCCUGUCCAGAUGAAGGUGUGGACUCUGCUAUGAGUCAGUGUGAGGACCGAGAGGAGGGAGCCCCUCCCUCUAAAGCCACUCUGGGUGGGGAACAUGACAGCCAGACCAAAGCUCAGAGCCCAGAGAAGCAGCAGAGAUCUGGACCUGGACCUGGACCCAGCUGCAUGUCCAUGAAGAGUGACCGGUCUAAGGGUUGUUUUAUAAACUUCAAAGAUGGGCGCCACUCUGCUGCUCAAAGAGUGGACCAGGAGAGCUCAGAGGGUCCCAGUGGUCAGUCUGCCCAGCAGCAUCAAACACACCUGGACUCCAUAUUUAUGCUGCUGGAGGGGCUGGCUGACCGUCUGCAGAGGAGAAGUCUUGCUGCAGGUGGUAGGCGUAAACUCAAAUCUAAACUGCAGAAGAAGUUCCAGCGUGUGUUUGAGGAGAUUGCUAAAGCAGGAAACCCAACCGUUCUGAAUCAGAUGUUCACAGAGAUCUACAUCAUAAAGGGAGGGACUGCAGAGGUCAAUGCUGAACAUGAGGUCAGACAGAUUGAAUCAGCAUCCAGGAAACCAGGUAGACCAGAAACAAGAAUCAGAAGAGAAGACAUCUUUAAAACCCCACCAGGAAGAGAUGAACCAAUCAGAACAGUGAUGACGACAGGAGUGGCUGGCAUCGGGAAAACAGUCUUAACACAGAAGUUCGCUCUGGACUGGGCUGAAGACAAAGCCAACCAGGACAUCCAGUUCACAUUUCCAUUCAAAUUCAGAGAGCUGAAUGGCCUGAAAGAUAAAAAGUACAGCUUGGUGGAACUUGUUGAUCGCUUCUUUAGUGAAACCAAAAAAGCAGGAAUCUGCAGGUUUGAAGAGGUCGUGUUCAUCUUGGACGGUCUGGAUGAGUGUCGACUUCCUCUGGACUUCCUCAACACUGAGAUCCUGACUGACGUUACAGAGUCCACCUCAGUGGAUGUGCUGCUGACAAACCUCAUCAGGGGGAAACUGCUUCCCUCUGCUCGUCUCUGGAUAACCACACGACCUGCAGCAGCCAAUCAGAUCCCUCCCGAGUGUCUUGACAUGGUGACAGAGGUCAGAGGGUUCACUGACCCACAGAAGGAGGACUACUUCAGGAAGAGAUUUAGAGAUGAGGAUCAGGCCAACAGAAUCAUCUCCUACAUCAAGACAUCACAAAGCCUCCACAAUAUGUGCCACAUCCCAGUCUUCUGCUGGAUAACUGCUGCAGUUCUGGAGGACGUGUUAAAGACCACAGAGGGAGAAGAGCUGCCCAAGACCCUGACUAAGAUGUACAUCCACUUCCUGGUGGUUCAGUCCAAAGUGAAGAACAUCAAGUAUGAUGGAGGAGCUGAGAUGGAUCCACACUGGAAUAAAAAGAGUAGGAAGAUGAUGGAGUCUCUGGGAAAACUCGCUUUUGAGCAGCUGCAGAAAGGCAACCUGAUCUUCUAUGAAUCAGAUCUGACAGACUGUGGCAUCGAUAUCAGAGCAGCCUCAGUGUGCUCAGGAGUGUUCACACAGAUCUUUAUAGAGGAGAGAGGACAGUACCAGGACAAGGUGUUCUGCUUCAUCCAUCUGAGCGUUCAGGAGUUUCUGGCUGCUCUUCAUGUCCAUCUGACAUUCACCAACUCUGGAGUCAACCUGCUGACAGAAGAACAAAUAUCCUGCCAGUGGUUUCUACUUAUAAACAAACCUGAACCAUCACAGUUCUACCAGAGUGCUGUGGACAAGGCCUUACAGAGUCCAAAUGGACACCUGGACUUGUUCCUCCGCUUCCUCCUGGGUCUUUCACUGCAGACCAAUCAGAGUCUCCUACGAGGUCUGAUGACACAGACUGGAAGUAGCUUACAGACCAAUCAGAAAACAGUGGAGUACAUCAAGAAGAAAAUGGAUGAGAAUCUGUCUGCAGAGAGAAGCUUCAAUCUGUUACACUGUCUGAAUGAACUGAAUGAUGGUUCUCUAGUGGAGGAGAUCCAGCAGUUCCUGAGUUCAGGAAGUCUCUCCACAGAUAAACUGUCUCCUGCUCAGUGGUCAGCUCUGGUCUUCAUCUUACUGUCAUCAGAAGAAGAAGAUCUGGACAUGUUUGACCUGAAGAAAUACUCUGCUUCAGAGGAGGCUCUUCUGAGGCUGCUGCCAGUGGUCAAAGCCUCAAACAAAGCUCUGCUGAGUGGCUGUAAGCUGUCAGAGAGAAGCUGUGAAGCUCUGUCCUCAGUUGUCAGCUUCCAGUCCUCUAGUCUGACAGAGCUGGACGUGAGUAACAACAACCUGCAGGAUUCAGGAGUGAAGCAGCUGUCGGCUGGACUGAAGAGUCAACACUGCAGACUGGAAACUCUCAGACUGAGUGGUUGUAACCUGUCAGAGAUAAGCUGUGAAGCUCUGUCCUCAGUUCUCAGCUCCCAGUCCUCUAGUCUGAGAGAGCUGGACCUGAGUAACAACAACCUGCAGGAUUCAGGAGUGGAUCAGCUGUCAGCUGGACUGAAGAGUACACACUGCAGACUGGAAACUCUCAGUCUGUCAGGCUGUCUGGUCUCACAGGAAGGCUGUACUUGUCUGGUCUCAGCUCUGCGCCUCAACCACUCCCAUCUGAGAGUGCUGGACCUGAGCUACAAUCAUCCAGGACACUCAGGAGUGAAUCUGCUGUCAGCUGGACUUAAGGAUCCAAACUGGAGACUGGACACUCUCAGGAUGGACCAUGGUGGACUGCAGUGGUUGAGACCUGGUCUGAGGAAGUAUGUCUGUGAACUGCAACUGGACACAAACACAGUAAAUGGAAAACUUAAACUGUCUGACAACAACAGGAAGGUGACAAAUGUGGGAGAGGAUCAGUCAUAUCCUGAUCAUCCAGACAGAUUUGACUUCUGGGAACAACUGCUGUGUAAAAAUGGUCUGACUGGUCGCUGUUACUGGGAGGUCGAGAGGAGAGGAGGAGUUGAUAUAGCAGUGAGUUACAGAGGAAUCAGCAGGAGAGGAGACAGUAAAGACUGUUGGUUUGGAUGGAAUAAUCAGUCCUGGAGUCUGAUCUGCUCUGAUCGUGGUUACUCUGUCUGGCACAAUAACAUAAGAACAGUCCUCACUUCCUCCUCGGUCUCUAACAGAGUAGCAGUGUAUGUGGACUUUCCUGCUGGCUCUCUGUCCUUCUACACAGUCUCCUCUGACUCACUGAUCCACCUCCACACCUUCAACACCACAUUCACUCAGCCUCUCUAUCCUGGGUUUAUGGUCUGGUCUGGUUCCUCAGUGUCUCUGUGUUAUCUGCAGGACUGAGAGUCUCUCCUGUGGACAGAAACACUUUAUGAUUCCUGUCAUCAGCUGACUCUCUUUACCUGAGGAUACACUGUAUAAAGCUGAGUGAAUGUGAUGUUACUUUAAAUUUUUGGUAAAUCUGUGUCCAUGGAUAUGAGCUGUACCAAGAGCUUCUCUGAUAUCAGAUUUGUAUUUUAUAUGCAAGAAAGAACAACUGAGGAUAAAAUAUUAAACUUAAAGUCUGAAACUGA